GUUCUUUAAUAAUAGCAAGCAUAGAGAGUGGUCUUAAAAUGAGUCUUUCGUUUGCAACUCUCCUGUUGGUCUUUCUGGUGACGGUUUUCGUCGCCGGUCCUGCUUUGGCUCAGACGGCAGGAGUCGCUGACUUCCCAGACUUUGAGGAUAACUCUGAUACUGAAGGGUUGGCUUCCACUGCAUCCAAAGGAAUAACUGAUGCUACCAUAAUCACAGCCACCCCAAUUCCAAUCGGUUCAUCUUCAUCUAUUUCCACCACUAGAAGUUCUACAUCAAGUGAUUCCAGUACUACUAGUACUUCUACACCAACUCCUUCGACCGCAGGUUCUCCAGCUACCAUUCAGACUUCGACGACUACUCAAACUAUAAAAGACUCCACCACACCUUCUCCAGCAUCAACUGACUCUUCUACAUCUUCUCCAACCUCCACGGAUUCCACCAUAGACUCUUCAAGUACCUCCCGGAUUUCCACAACUACUUCAGUAUCAACUGAUUCUACCACGGCAUCUUCAGCAACAGCAUCCAGCACAGAAGAUUCUACAACAAAAUCUACAACUUCUGUUCCCACCACAGCAUCUCACCAAUCUUCUACGCCUACUACAAGCACAUCAACUGAGUCCAGCACAGUUUCUUCAACAAUAGGUGAAUCCACCACUAAGGAAUCAACAACAACUUUAUCAUCUCAGCCUUCUACAACCACAUCUACUACGUCUUCUUCAGCUGCAGCGAGUGAUUCAACAACAGAUAAAUCUACAACUUCUGUUUCUAUCACAGAAUCUACAACCGUUACUGAUUCUUCAACAAUUGAAUCCACCACAAAGCUAGCUACUACAACUGUUUCCACCACCGCUGUGCCCAGCACAACUGUUCCCACCACAACUGUCCCCACCACAACCGCUACUCAACUAACAGAAGAGGAAAUCAUUUUGACCCUACUGGCUGAAAAUUCUGCAGCUCAAACUGUGUCCAAUACAUUGCUCAAUACCAUCAGCACAUUUAUUUGGAAUAUAGACGAAGAACUGGACAGCCAUUCCGAGGCCGUUGACCUAGUUGAAGACACCGAAAAGCUCCUUCAAAACAAAACACAAGAACUUUUAUCUUGGGAAGCCGAGUUUCUUCAAGGUGUAGUCACUUCUAUUCAAAAGAUUGACUCAUUUGCCAACCGAUCGAUCGAUACCGUGGCCCAAUUGCUUAGUUUGCAAAAGCAGAACCUGGAUCGAGUGAAGAAUCUUGGAGUUAAACUUAAUAUCACCGGGGCACAAAUCCUGCGUACCUCUAAAGGAUUGGACAACAAGCUCAGCUUUGUCAAGGAUUUACUUCUGCGCACUAUCGAGCCUAAAGUAAACAGCUUAAAGGAGUCCUUUGCCAAUCUAAACGUAUCCCAAAUCAAUGCUCAGGUUGAACUGAAGAGUGUUCCUGCGGUCAGAAAUUUAACCGAGACUUCAAUUAUUAAGUUGUCUUCCCUGAAUAACCAGGUAGCUGUACUUAACCGGACUCAAGGGAACAGUUUUGACUCCCUAAAAGCUGCAAUUAAGGACUGGGCUCCCACCAAUCUCAACGCGGUGAGCGAUCUAAUUCAUGCCAUAAGUAUUUCCCAAAAGCGCACUGAUUUGGCAUUCGCUAUUUGUGGCUCCUCUAAGUAUGAUCUUAAAGUCUAUACCGCUCAUUUCGAGAACUAUAACUCUCAGUACCUCAGCAGCGGCUCAGAAGACUCUAUCUAUAGAGGAAUAUCUGGAAAUCAGGAGAUUUCGAGUAAUGAAGAUGACACUCUACCAGAGUCAUCGUGGAGUAUUGUGGCUGCAGAGUAAGUAUGCUUCAGCUACCUAAAAUGGAAAACGCAUUAUAGGAACUGAUUGGGACCCAACUUCAUAAAUAAAUGUAAUGUAACUUUAAAUACUUACACCAACACUAUAAUGUAUCUGUGUACCAUGCUCUAGAAAUAGUAACCCAAAGAAUGGGAGCAAUGUAUCAAUUUCACCCAACCUACCGUUCAAAUAAAAAACAGUUUAAA
Messenger RNA from Drosophila biarmipes, 2011 nucleotides. RefSeq lists its product as uncharacterized. The transcript has a single exon. Lineage: Eukaryota; Metazoa; Arthropoda; Insecta; Diptera; Drosophilidae. The coding region runs from base 39 to 1808 and encodes 589 amino acids. The record is from RefSeq and is a predicted model, not a curated record.